This is a messenger RNA of Penicillium verhagenii, 873 nucleotides long. RefSeq names its product phosducin family protein. Gene Ontology annotation, biological process: regulation of G protein-coupled receptor signaling pathway. Bases 1 to 873 code for a protein of 290 amino acids. Lineage: Eukaryota; Fungi; Ascomycota; Eurotiomycetes; Eurotiales; Aspergillaceae. The record is from RefSeq and is a predicted model, not a curated record. The transcript is spliced from 3 exons.
AUGUCGGCCCAAGAGGAAUUCAACCAGUUAAUGAAUAACAAUCGCGACAAAUUCACAUCCCACCCCGAAGAUCGCAACGACUUCCAUUUCUCCGACCAAGACCAAGACCACGAUCACGAUCACGACCAUCCUGACUCCGAAGACUCCCCUCCCCGCCGCCUCCGCCAACGUCACACCGUCGACUCCUCCGACGAGGACGAAGAUCUCGACGACAUGGUCUCCUCCACUACCAACUACCACAUCCCCAAGAAUACCUUCGAGGCCAACACCGGUCCUAAGGGUGUCAUUGCCGACGCCCAGGCCUUUGAGCGCGCGCGCAAGAAGUCCUUCCGUCGCACUUUGCUCAAUGCCGCCGGCUUCGAUCAGGAUGGACACGCCUUUGCGAAGCCCGAGCCUCAGCCUCCUGUCACCGAUGGCUCGUCGGGCAGCGAUGACGACGAAGAGCGCUUUAUGCGGAAAUGGCGGACUUCGCGCAUGCAGGCUUUGCAGAACCGCGCUGCCCGUCGCCCCUCUCCUCGUGGUCGCCACUAUGGCCAGGUUGAGAACGUCGACGCCGCUGGUUACCUCGAUGCCAUUGAGAAGGUGACCGCGGGUACUGUUGUUGUGGUUUGCAUCUAUGAUCCCCAGUCUGACGAGAGCGCUAUUGUCGAAGAAUGCCUCAACACCAUCGCCCGCAGACAAUCUACUACUCGAUUUAUCAAGCUCCACCAUGAAAUCGCUGAGAUGGAACAUAUCCAGGCUCCCGCUCUGCUGGCUUACCGUGCUGGCGAUGUCUUUGCUACCAUGACAGAUAUUAUCCGUAAUAUUCCCCGCGGCCGGCCUUGCAGUGCGGACAGUCUUGAAGAUCUGCUGAAGCUUAACCGCGUCUUCUAA